Molecule: messenger RNA, 1400 nt
Organism: Manis pentadactyla (Chinese pangolin)
Lineage: Eukaryota; Metazoa; Chordata; Mammalia; Pholidota; Manidae
Gene: SFR1
Product: SWI5 dependent homologous recombination repair protein 1
Exons: 4
Coding region: 161-853 (230 amino acids)
Biological process (GO): double-strand break repair via homologous recombination; positive regulation of DNA-templated transcription
Cellular component (GO): Swi5-Sfr1 complex
Source: RefSeq, a predicted model, not a curated record
GCGCGAAGAAGCCUGCGUCAGUCAAUCCGGCCAAUCCUGUGUCUCGUCCGCCCCCAGCGUGGCCCCGCCCCUGAGCCGGACCCGCUCAUGGCUUCGGCUGCGCGCGUGUUCUACACUGGGAAUGCCGUAGGGAGACGUAAACCAAGAUUUCAUUUUCAAGAUGGAAAGUCCAUCCGACUCAGCUGUGAUUUUACCUAGCACUCCACAGGCCUGCGACAGUCUACCAUCUCCCUGUACAAGUAGUUCAAGAAAACAACCUAUGAGUGCAACACUUAGAGAACGACUAAGGAAAACUAGAUCUUCAUUUAAUUCCUGUUCCAGUGUGGUAAAACGUCUUAAAGUAGAAAAUGAAGAAAAUAAGACCUUUUCAGAAAAACCAUCUCCAACAGAAGAAAACUGUUUGGAAUUUCGAGAAAGUAUUAAACACAUAGACGAUGAAUCUGAAGAAAAUACAUAUUUAAAAAAUACCUUCAAGAAUAUCAAUGUAUGUGAAUCCAAGUCACUUGAUAGUGGGUCAUGUACUGAUCUCCAGGAUGACUUUGUGAAUGAAAAUCUUCCAAAAAAAGAAUUAAAUGAAGAAAAAGCAAAAUUGGUGAAGCAGAUUCAGGAGAAAGAAGACCUUCUUCGGAGGCUAAAACUAGUCAAAAUGUAUAGAUCGAAGAAUGACCUGUCUCAGUUACAGUUGUUAAUAAAGAAGUGGAGAAGCUGUAGCCAGCUGUUGCUUUAUGAGUUGCAGUCAGUUAUAUCUGAGGAAAACAAGAAACUCAGCCUCACUCAGUUGAUAGACCAGUAUGGAUUAGAUGAUAAACUGCUACACUUUAACAGAAGUGAAGAAGAAUUUAUAGGUGUUUAAUUCAUAAUUUUUUCAAGAAUGUCUUUGAGAAUGACAACUUUAAAGAUACUUAUAUAUUUUAAAUGGAAGGUAUAAACUAUUAGGGCUUAGAGAAAGGUAUCUUAAUGAACAUCAAUUUAGGGCCUCAUAAAAAUAUAAAUAAUUUCUAAAUUGAAAAUUUGGUAUUUUGGAAAAAUUUGCAAAAGAAAACUUUACAUUUAAAGUAAUGUAGAAAAAAAGUUUAAAUCAUGUUUAAAAAAAUAAUUUGGGCAAUUCUGGAAGUCAGUUUUAAUACAUUGUUUUGUUUAUUGUGGUAAAAAAAAGUUUUAUUUUAAAUGUUAAAAAGUAGUCCAGUCUGGUGAUUGUCUAAAGCGAAACUGAUCUAAAAAUGCCUGCCUCUCUCCUAAGUUUAUGAACCUUGUUUCCAUCUAUUUACCACGUUUCCAUGGGGAUGGUCUAGUGGGUAAUUAAUUAAACUCCUAUGUCCAAAAUUACAUCCCUGUAUCUUCAAAAGUUUUUUGUAUUCCUCAUCUUAUUUAGUGAAAUGAACAUUUAUCUUUUACAAAAC